CUCUAUCAGGUAGGUAUUUUAGUUGUGAGUUAAGUAGGUAUUAAACAAAUAAAGUAAAGUUAACAGUCAUAUUAUUAUUCAUUCUAUAAUAUUUAUAGAAGUAGGUACAUCAAGUAUAUAGGCAGGUAGCUACAGUAAUAAAAUACAUUGUUCGAUAAAAAUUCAAGACUUGGCCGAAAAUAAUCAUCAAAUCUACAGCUGAAGUCACGGCUAGAUAUUUACUUAUUUAAUAAACAUGAAAGUGAAUACAUAACACUGAUUGUGUUAUCGGAAGAUAAUGCUAUAUUAUUGCGAAGACAGGUACCUAAUGUUUAUAUAAUUACAACAACACUACGGUUAAAUUAAGUCAUGCAAGAAAGUUGUUGAAGUAAUCAUCUUAAUACCUAUGCAGCUUAAGUAUUAUUUAUUGUGCACAGCACAAUACAUUUAACUUACCUACAAACAAACAACCGAACAGUGGCAAGUAAUACCAGCGCAAAGGAAGAACAAACAAGUAUACCUAAUCUUAUUCCUCAUUAACUUCGCUUCAAAAAUUCAUUUUUAAAUUAUUCUAAAAUGAUGUCAUUUACAGUCAUACGGAGGUGUACUGUUGUUAUUUAUUUUUUCUCUAUGUGUUGGUCGUGUUAAAACUCGUGUUCAUGAGACGGCUUUCUCUGUUUCGAUUAUUUACUAUUUGGUACAUCACUAUUGUAACAGAUGAGUGUUGCCAGGUUAAUUUUAUGGAGACAAGAAAAUACUUUCCAACCGUAUUUCCAACAAUGCAUAAAGAAUUGUGGAAAGUGCCAAAGUUGCAUCUCGCGUCAUCCAUGUUUGUUAUGAUUUUUCUCCUUUCACUUAGAACUGUGGCAAAUUUAGUAAAAACUUUGAAUAACUGUGGACAACUUUGAAUAAACUGUUUUGUUUUGAUAUUCGUUGUGAAUCCCAUUCUUUUGGUAUGUUUUACUGUAAUUUAUUCCCUAUCAUUUUAAUAAGAUCAAUGGGUUUUGUUUGCAGAAGUUUUACUUAAAUGACUAUUAAAUAUCCUAGAAUGUGUGUUUACAAAUGAAUCAUUUCCUUAAAAUAUUACAGUCGCACCAUAUCACAAAACACCGACCAACAAAACGUUUGUUACGUUUAAUUUUUUUUCAAAACUUCCAGAUAAACAUACAAUGGACCCAUUACACCAAGGCCACCACCACACCAACGGCCAAGUCCUUCCUCACAUAGUGCAAGUAUACGAGUCGGCUGCAGACAACGACAAGCUGCAAGACUCACAGAUCAUCCACAUCACCCCUGCGCUGCCGUCCCAAGGAGCACACUUGACGUUCCAGCCGCUUGGACACAACUUGAAUGUACCUGUGUCUGGUCACAAUGCUACUCUGCCUCAAGACAUGCACAUGCAGCAUCACCCGGAGGACGUGCUCGUGCAGCACCUGUCCCUGACGCAGAUGCUGGGCACUGAGAUGCACAUCGGACAGCAUAUAGUGCUGCCGCAGCACCACGUGGUGUUGAAUGCAGUGCCGGGGCAAUACUACGGGCAGUUCGAGGCGUUCCACAAGGAAGCAUCCCCGGGCGCGGUCGCCAAGCUCGAGCCUGAGGUCACGCUGGUGGUGGACAACAAGCUGAUUGAUUACAAGCAAGAAUCACUGCAAUCACAAGACGUCAACGUGCCCUGCCUCGACGUUCUCUCCACCAAGAAGAAAACACAUCGCAGUCCCAUACGGAACCCUGACAAGUGGGCCUGCAAUCUACGCAAACUCAAGCACCAGCGAGGCGAAGCCUACAUCAGUAGACGGGGCAAGUACGUCCCCCCAAAACAAGUGAGGACUACCAAAGACUGCCUCAACACUUGCAAGUACAAGUGUAGUACUAUGAUAACGGAUGCGGAUCGGGAGCAUCUCUUCAAAGCGUACUACUCCUUGAGUUCCAACGAAAAGAAACACUUCUUGCUCAACACGACAGAACGGUCGCAAGUCAAACAUUCCAAAAAGGAUGGCGAGAAUCAGAAAAGGCGGUAUUCGUUUAGGUAUUUCUUUCUAGUCAGAGCGGUUAGGUACGCGGUGUGUAAGCAUUUUUACUUAGGUACUCUAGCUAUCUCUCAGAAACCUGUGUAUAAUGUACAUUUAGGGAAAUCGGACUGGAAUAUCCCUAAGCCAGACGGUAGGGGGUUGUCUGAAGCGAGCGCGCACACGUUGCCUUCGGAAAUUAAAGAUAGAGUUCGAAAGCACAUACAAUCGUUCAAAACUAUAGACGAAAAACCUAUUGAGCAUAGUCAGAAGAAGCAAUAUUUAGGUGGUAAUGUUAGUAUUAAACAUAUGUUCAGAAUGUACGCAGAGCAAUGUCGAGUGGAAGGAGUGGAGAGUGUGAAAGAGUCAAUGUAUAGGAAGAUAUUGAAGAAUGAGUUCAAUCUACAGUUCAAAAGAGUUAAAGUGGAACAGCAGUUGUGUUGUAAAUGUAAAGGACCUGUUAAAAAAAAGUGAUAUGAUAAGAUAUAUAUUAUAGAUAGUCGUGUAAUAAAUUAAUAACAAAUUUAGAUUUAAUUAUGUACGUUCAAUAAUUUUCCGUCCAUGAUGUAAUAAGUGUUGAUAUAAAUUUUGUUAAAAAUGUGGAGUGGUCGUAUGCACUAUAGAUAUGUAAAAAUAAGCAUUGACUGUGUUAUAUAUACUGCCAUAAAAAUAACAUCUGUAGAUAAGUAAAGAAGAGACAAACUAGUGAAAAUAAUAUAUUAUAAUUUGUUAUAAAAAAUAUACAAAUCUUUUAUUAGUUUUUUUGGUGGAAAGGUAAAUUUUGUAGAGCUGGGUAAAAUAUCUGUACUUAAUCUUGUAGCCGAUUCUAAGAGCACCUCAUUUUAUUUUUUUUGCAAUAUAUAAAAAAUAUAGUGUACCUAUGUAAAAAAAACGAAUUUAGCUACUUUAUAAUAAAUUGGUGCCUUUAGGGGUCGCUAUGCCAAGUUUACCAAGUAAAAUAAUGAAAAAGUGAAAUGAAACAACAGAUAAUAUUAUUUUAUAGAUCACUGUAAUCUCAAAAUACCUUAGUGGAUACAAAAAACUAACCACCGCAAGUAUCUAUAUUCAUCGUUUCCUAUGUUCUGGGCAAGAUAGGUAAAAAAAACAUGUAUUUAUUAGCUAGACACAAUCCUGAAUUCCAUGAAAACUA
Messenger RNA from Plutella xylostella (diamondback moth), 3135 nucleotides. The record is from RefSeq and is a predicted model, not a curated record. NCBI's taxonomy places the organism in Eukaryota, Metazoa, Arthropoda, Insecta, Lepidoptera, Plutellidae.